Molecule: messenger RNA, 2733 nt
Organism: Tachysurus fulvidraco (yellow catfish)
Lineage: Eukaryota; Metazoa; Chordata; Actinopteri; Siluriformes; Bagridae
Product: Krueppel-like factor 6
Exons: 2
Coding region: 300-1646 (448 amino acids)
Cellular component (GO): nucleus
Source: RefSeq, a predicted model, not a curated record
ACCGCGUGUGAAUGACGUCAUUCGCGUGCGACGCACGAACGCGUCACGACUAGCUGAGGCGCGUUAGCUUUGUUUACUAAUGUCUUUGCGCGCUAUAGACGUUUGAACACUAGGUUUUAGGAGUCUGUUUUGUAUUUUUUUUACUUAAAGCGUUUUAUGUACCGACGGAAAUGAUAGGAAACUUCUAGGAUUUAAAUUGUUUAUUUUUCCGAGCUGGAAAGAGAAUAUUUGGGAAACUGUUAGCUUGUUAGCUAGUUAGCUGCUGGUUCUCUGUAAAGCUGUACCGAGGCUAAGGAGUCAUGGCUUUAGAUGGGAUCAGCGUGUCGUUCCUGAAGUACGAGCUCGCCGCUACUAUAGACCAGGCGGUGCGGUGCGCAGUGGACACGGUGUUAAAGGAAACAGCGCGGAUUGUCGGCGCGAGACUGACUGAGGCGCGUGACGCCGCUGCAGAGUCCCGGCGAGAGAACCGGAGCCUGCGCGAGAGACUCGAUGUGUCCGAGUGCGAGCUGAAGGCGGUGCGUUACUACAUGACCGCUGCCGAGAAAAACAUAAAGCAGUGCUUGUUGUUAAACCGAAACCAACCGCCAUCCAGCAGCGCCGUCACCGAAGACCUCCAGUUUUCCUCGGAAUCGACUCUGGAGAGGACGGAACUGUCUCAGAAUCACCUUAAAACCUUUAGAAACACACCUGGAAGGAACCUCGGCGCUAAAACCUUGCCUAGUGUCGGCUUGUGUUUACCCACCGUGCAGUCUGAUUGGCCCCGUAACGUUAUAAACCGACGGAGGAGGCGUACGAAUAGCGCGUGCUUCAUAACCGACACGUCGAACCGACUCCCUGUGGAGUCUGACUCGGUUCAGGAGAGAACCGACGAGCCUACAGAAGAGCCUCAGUUUUACAUCUCAGAGGAAGGAGUGAUCGAUAAGGAGUAUAAGACCCCUGCUGGUGCGGUGCAGGAUUUCGGGAGAGUGCAUCAGGAGGAACAAGACGCUACAGGAUCGUCCGUGAAGGCCCCCGAUGAGCCGUGCGACAUGGGCAGGUUCGAGUUUGAGAUGGGAGCACCAGCGGGUAACGUCAACGAGCUGAGCCUCAUUCAGGUGAUGGAUGCUAACGAGGAGAUCAAGCAAAACUCUGUGAAAGUCGAAGACGAAACUGAUGUUCAGCCUUUAGAUCCUCCGUCUUUAGCCGUGGCUUCCUCUUCCAGUUCAAACACGCAACCCCAGAUCAUCUCACCUCCCAUGUCCGCUGGUGAAUCGGAGGCGCCUCCGGGUUUGAUGCCACCCGUCGAGGCGACCGACAAAGUACACCGCUGUAACGUCUGUGGCCGAGGCUUCCGGCGCUUCUACUGCCUGAAAACGCACCAGCGCAUCCACACAGGCGAGCGACCGUACCCCUGCCGCUACUGCGAGAAGCGUUUCCGCCACUUGGACAGUCUGCACAAGCACCAGCGCAUCCAUACAGGCGAGCGACCAUACCGCUGUGCUCAGUGUGGCUGCUGCUUUCGCGAACUGGGCCAGCUCAAAAAACACCGGCUCAAACACUCGCCCACUUCUGCCGCUCCGCCUGCUCACCCUGGGCUCUCUCUCCUCCCCGCUGCAGCCCCCUACACCUGGUCACACUUAAACUCUCAGUCUCUGGAUCUGGUCUAAGUGUUCAAGCCUCCUGAGCUACACAAACUACACAAAAACUAGCUUAUUAUAUGCCUGAGUUCAAAAGGUUUUAACUCUGCUGGAGCGAAUAGUAGUAGCAACGAAUAAUCAAUCUCAUUUAAAGCUGUUGUAUGUGUUGUAUUGUAACUCAAACAAAGUCAGAAGUUUCUACAUGUAUGGUUUCAGCAGAAACAUGGGAGAGGCCUAGAGAAUACAGAUUUUAUAGCUUAAGGUAGCUUAAGAUAUAUGCCGCAGAAUUUCAUCUGGUGCAUGUUGCACCAACUUUCUGUGAGCCAACGGAAGUGGGCGGGGCUACAAACAUUCUCUUUGAUCCAUAAAAUAUAACUUGAUUAUUAUCACUUACUAAUUAUUACUAAGGCCUUAACAUACGUAUGUGCUGCUUGGUAAAUGUCUGAAGAAGAAUAGCCAUUUUGUCCGCAGACGUGUUUUCGUAUUUGUGGUAACAUUCAGUUUCAUCUCUCUGUCUUGUUCACCACGUUGGAACCUCUACAGACUUCUCGUCUGUGUGUCCGGUGUAGCCAUGACCACAUAACACAAGCAUUCGCAUGUUGCUUAACUAGAAUGCCUGAACGCUAGUGCAAGAGAUUCACAUGCAGGCUGAAACGCGUCUUUUUCUGUUUUGUAGGAUUUGUUUGGGUCACAACAUUUUAUUGUUUAUUAUUAUUAUUAUUAUUAUUAUUAUUAUUAUUAUUAUUAUUAUUAUUAUUAUUAUUAUUAUUUGUCCAGGGGAAGCAACAGAAACUGGGAGCAAGACUGGAAUGUAAGAACCUGUUUUUUUUAACAAAUGUCACACAAGCAUACAGACAAAAUAUAAUGUAUAUAAACAAAUAAAACAAGUUUACUGUGAGCAAAGACGUUAGAGAUUGCAUCGAACUGUAUUUACGGAUGUUUACCAGCUUUCUUUAGUACCUUCCUGUAGCAAAACCACACAAAACGGUUAACACGUUCAAUUUAUAGUUUCUAAUAGCAACCGGUGAUUCAUAAAAUAUAUUGAUUGUAGCUGUAAUGUCAUUUGUGGUAUGUUAUUGCUUGAAAUGCUAAAGAUAUUAAACUGAUACUGAUUGAA